Messenger RNA from Xyrauchen texanus (razorback sucker), 4564 nucleotides. RefSeq names its product WD repeat domain 37 (gene wdr37). The coding region runs from base 337 to 1905 and encodes 522 amino acids. Gene Ontology annotation, cellular component: preribosome, large subunit precursor. The record is from RefSeq and is a predicted model, not a curated record. The transcript has 16 exons. Gene Ontology annotation, molecular function: protein binding. Lineage: Eukaryota; Metazoa; Chordata; Actinopteri; Cypriniformes; Catostomidae.
CUUGCUUCACACACGGUUGACAGUGUAGGGUUUGAUAAAAACACCAGUGAUAAAAUCCCGCUGAAUUCCUGACAUAAACCUUCAGUGUGUGUUUGUACAAUGCUGGAGGACUCAAACACGCGCCAUCCCGAAAUCAUUGAAUGACAGACACGCUCAGAUCAUCUGAAGCGCUGCGAAAUAUGGUGUUGUUUUGUUCAGUGCUGGACAGCGGCCCCGGGCCCCUGCUGAGAUCUUCAUCACUUUAAGCGGUCGUCUGAGGAUGUGUCUGCUUUGUAUAUCAUUCAGUGCUCUCCAUGCCUGUUUCAGGUAGGAAGUGUGUCGGGACGUCACUGAGUAAUGCCUGUUGAAAGUGGAAAUAGUGCAGCCGCCCGUCAAGUCAAACAAAAGCGCAAGUCGCACAGUCUAUCCAUUCGGAGGACCAACAGCACGGAGCAGGACAGACCAGGCAUGCAGAGGGACAUGCUGGAGGGACAGGAUUCCAAGUUGCCAAUGUCCUUGCGGAGCAACUUACUGGACCUGUUCGGACAGAUUGAACGCGAGUUUGAAAAUCUCUACAUUGAAAACUUGGAGUUGCGAAGAGAGAUUGAAUCGCUAAACGAACGUUUGGCUGGAGAAGGACAGACAGUCGAUGGCAGUGAUCUGAGCAAAGGAGCCUUGAAAACAAAAGCUAGUCACAGCACAAGCCAGCUGUCCCAAAAACUGAAGACGACAUACAAGGCCUCCACAAGCAAGCGCUCAAAUUCAUUCCCGGGGAAAGUAGGUGGACCUCGCAACUUCAAUGUGGGGAACUGGGAGUUAUGGGGUGGAGACUCAUGGAUUGUGUCCAGUUUCAAGGCCACCACGUCGCGUGCUGUGUGCCAGCUGGUGAAGGAGUAUGUGGGACACAGGGACGGGAUAUGGGACCUCGCCGUGACCCGGGUUCAACCACUGGUUCUGGGCACGGCCUCAGCUGAUCACUGUUCUAUGCUGUGGAGUAUUGAGACAGGGAGGUGCCUGUUAAAAUAUGCUGGUCAUGCUGGAUCAGUCAACUCCAUUAAGUUCCACCCUACAGAGCAGAUGGCACUUACAGCUUCCGGGGACCAGACGGCACACAUCUGGCGUUAUAUGGUACAGCUGCCGCUUCCCCAACCCCCGGCAGACAUUAGCGCCUCGCUGGACGAUGACGUAGACUUCUCUGAUAAAGACGAGGCUGACGGUGAGGCAGAUGGGCCCAGUGAAUGCCCCACCAUCCGUGUCGCCACAACAACCUUGAAGAGCCACCAGGGGGUAGUGAUUGCAGCUGAUUGGCUGGUGGGUGGAAAGCAGGUGGUCACGGCAUCCUGGGAUAGAGCCGCCAACCUAUAUGAUGUAGAGACUUCUGAGUUGGUACACACACUCACAGGGCAUGACCAGGAGUUGACCCACUGCUGUACUCAUCCCACCCAGCGUCUGGUCGUGACCUCAUCCAGGGACACCACCUUCCGCCUGUGGGACUUCAGAGAUCCCUCCAUCCACUCAGUCAACGUCUUCCAGGGCCACACUGACACGGUGACGUCAGCCGUCUUCACCGUGGGAGACAACGUAGUGUCGGGAAGUGAUGAUCGCACCGUCAAGGUGUGGGACUUGAAGAACAUGAGAUCUCCGAUCGCUACCAUCCGCACAGACUCAGCCGUUAAUAGGAUUAGUGUCUCUGCGAACCAAAGAAUUAUUGCUCUACCACACGAUAACAGACAGGUCAGACUGUUUGACAUGAAUGGAGUCCGUCUGGCCCGUCUUCCGCGGAGCAAUAGACAGGGACAUCGCCGUAUGGUGUGCUGCUCCGCUUGGAACGAAGAGAACCAGGCCUGUAAUCUAUUCACCUGUGGCUUCGACCGACAGGCCAUCGGCUGGAACAUCAACAUCCCUGCCCUGCUGCAAGAGAAGUGAUGCGUUCACACCCACAACCCACAUAUACAAGCUUACCACGGCCCAUCCACGCAAACGCCAUCGACGACUCAAGCACAUUCUUCAGUGCAAUACCUGCAGUAGACUUAAAGUACAUUCAUGUUGGCAUCUACAAUCACUGUUCUCAUUAAAACUCAUCAUUUCAUGCCUAGAACAAUGUAUGUGAUGUCUGUGGAAGACAAAAGAGUCGUUAGAUUCAAGCACCUGAUGUUUAAUUUCAUGGAGAUUCUGCAUCUAGCUCUGUGCUGUCCGCUCUGAGGUCAUAUAGUGUGGUGAACUGGCUCCUUGUCUUGUUACCUUGUUUUUAAAUGUUUGCAUGACUUUGCAAGCCAGGGACAUUGCCAAAGCGUUCCGUCAUGGCCUGUUGCUGUUACGCUCAAAUAAUUUAUCUUUAGUGGUAUUUUUGUUGUGCAAUGUUCAGUUUGUUCUACGCACAGGUAACGUUUUAUUUUACGAUCGUAUUUUAGAUUUGAUUAGAUUUUUUGUAUAGACAUUUGCCUUGAUUUUAUAGAGACACGCCUUUGCUUGUAACAUUCAAAAGAGACAGAGUGCUCUGCCUUUGUGAAAGGAAAUCAGAAAUCAUAUUUAGGGAUACGCACCUUGAUGUUCUGAUUGGAAAUGCAGUUAAUGCGGCCAAUCAGCUUCUAUCAGUAUUGCCGGCAGUACAUUUGCAUGACAAACCCAGCUUCCUGUCAGAUAUGUGACGCUAAAUGCUGUAUAUUUGCUGUGAAAUCUUGCUCAACCAAAUGAAAACAAAAAAGAGGACUUGGCAAGACUUUGUAAGUAGUGUGGCUGUUUGAAGAGCCCAAGUUUGAUGUACAUUUGAUGUUCAAUUUAAUUUCAAGGGCCUUCAAGUCAUGUAAAAGUAAAUAUCUGAAUUAAUGUUAGUCAGAUGAAGAUAUUUGAUUUCACAACAAAUUUGCAUCUCUGUCACUGCUGUACUUCUUACAUAAAAGAGAGUUUUCGGCAGUGAGUGUGUUCGAGAUGUUAAUAUUUAUCUGUAAGUUUGGACCAAACAAUGUUGAUGAUUUGCUUUUGUGUGACCUACUGACGCUUUACAGGUUUGCAGAUGUACCUUUUUUGGACUCCUUGUGAUAUUUGAACCACUGUACCACUGUACUAUGUCUCCAGAAAACAUUGCUAAAGAUGCAGUCUCUCGCCCCAAUGCGAUUCAAGACAUUUAGAAUCUUUGAAGGUGCAGUAUGUAACAAUUUUCAUGUAAUAUUCGCCUUUUUUGCCAAUGUGUGAACGGCUUGUAACGCAACUUAAAAAAUGAGCCCUUCCCGGACUUCCUUGGUUGCCUAUUAAAGUAUGUGGACUGAUUUUCAUGCGAAGGGAGUGGGUCGCUUUUGCCGGGAUAAUCCAAAGGAUGUGAAGUUUGUGCACGCUUCCGAGAGCCUUCUACUGAAUCCCGUCUGACUAAGCGGGAACGUGAUCGUGGUCGAGCGAAAACUAGAGUGAACAUCGGCAGGGCAUUUGAUUCCUGGAGGGAACUUUGUUCAGUUUUGGGGCCAAAACUGACCCUGAAUUUGCAUUCUUCUUAUUGGACAGGUAAGAUUACAUAACUGCAAAGCAUCUGAAAUAUAGUGCCAUAAGUAUUCAUCUGUGUAAUUUUAACUAACUGGAUCUUGCCUGCUAAUGCUGACGAAUUUCAACGAUCUUCUCUUUAUACUAAAAAUCAGGUAUACAGGAUAAAUUCAAGCAAAUAUGCUGGUUUCUUUUUCGUAGUACAACAUAUGACAUACAAAACAUACAAUAGUGCAACAGUAAACUGUCUGGUAUAGUUCGGUAGUAUGUAGCUGUAUGUGUGUAUCAAUACGUUAUGUUAGCUGUAGUUUUAGUUUAGUCUCAAAGUUUGUAGUAAAACAAUCAUAACUGUAAUUUUAAUUAUGCUACCUCAUCUGUCAGCAAGAUGUCUGUGAAUCACUUUCAGUCUUUUUGUAUGUUACAUCAUUGUUUUGGCCGAUGCUCGAUCGUGUCCCUAUGGAGUGUGUGCAUGAGCAACAGGUAGCUGGCUGCAGUUCACUUAAUGGCCAUAUGUGUUAUUAAUAACAAGGGUUUCUGAAUCGUACACACUGCACCUUUAAAUGGAAGCUUUUCCAUCGGUGUUACAAUCAGUAUAGUUUCUGCAUUACUGGACUAUUAAUACAACUGCAUUGGAAUUUAUUAGAAAUGGAAAAGUGUUGAUUGAUUUUUUGUAGACGAAACAAUUCUUAGGUCUGACAAAAACAAAUUAUGCGAUGUGUAUUUGUGUGAUGUCUAUGUUAACUGAACUGUCUGUAUUUGACUUGAGUCGCAAUGUAUGCAAAAACAGCAUUGAAAUCGUUCAUCUUUCAUCCAGCUCUCAAAAACACAAGCGACCAUCAUGCACGCUGUUGACCCAUCAUAACGUCCUUUUAAAUGUUGGAGAUCUGACACUGUUGGUCGAAUUUACCUUGAUAUAACGUUCUGUGGAGUGUUCUGUAUUGAGACAUUUAUUUAAAUUUAAUUUUAGGGCAACCUAAUUUACCAUAUUGGGGAAACAUUACAUUGCAUCAUAUGAAGACAAUGUAUAGAUGUAGAAUCAAAAACACUCACUUGCUGGGCUUGAAAAUAAAGUGAAAAUUAUUUUCAACAUUCAAGUUCUUUCUAGUUUUCAUUA